This is a messenger RNA of Dufourea novaeangliae, 2711 nucleotides long. Its product is annotated as transcription factor stalky-like. The record is from RefSeq and is a predicted model, not a curated record. Gene Ontology annotation, molecular function: RNA polymerase II cis-regulatory region sequence-specific DNA binding; DNA-binding transcription factor activity, RNA polymerase II-specific; zinc ion binding. Gene Ontology annotation, biological process: negative regulation of transcription by RNA polymerase II; positive regulation of transcription by RNA polymerase II; cell fate commitment. The transcript has 9 exons. Gene Ontology annotation, cellular component: nucleus. NCBI's taxonomy places the organism in Eukaryota, Metazoa, Arthropoda, Insecta, Hymenoptera, Halictidae. Bases 270 to 2039 code for a protein of 589 amino acids.
GAGCGGCAAGGAUGUUGAGACGAGGAGCGGAGGUAGCCUGGCCGGAAUGGUAGUCUCCUUUCUACCUAGAAUCGCAACCGCAUGAUCUUAUGUACUGUGUGCCGCUGACAAUGAGCCGCGGCGGUGACUGUGAUAAGUGAUCGCGUACCCUUCCUCGUCGCUAAACGCGUAGUGGCAGUGGAGAAAGAUAGUACGUCGGCCAAGGGAAGAGUCUGACUCUUGAUGACUCGCGCUUUACACAGGGCGCAACGUAGCCGGAGCUCACAAUUAUGUUCGAUGUACCGCCCAAGUUCUACGAGCUGUGUCGCCUUUGUUUAUCGUCGGACGGUGUCAAAUUGUCCAUAUUCGAGGAGGAGGGCGCCCAGCGAAACUUCGCCGACAAGAUACUAACGUGCCUCUCGAUCACGGUGAAAGAUGGAGAUUCUUUGCCACCAAUCAUUUGUCACCGAUGUGUGUACAAGUUGGAUGUACUGCACAACUUCCGUGAGGUGUCACACAAAUCUGAUGUCAUACUCAAACAGUACCUGGAUUAUGCCAAGCAGUUAUCAUCGCACGAUGAUCAGAAGUCUUUCUCCACUGCCAAAGUAGCAGGCUUAAGCCCUCUACAGUCAUUUCUCCAGUUGAACAAGACAUUGUUCAACGAGGAGCCUAACUCUCCGGCCAGCAUUAAUCAAAACGUUAUACCUCAAACACAAACGCAUCAUUUGGAGUUGCGUACCAAUGAUAUGCCAGAGCAUGAUAACAUUAAGUGUGAACCAGAGGAUGACACGUGUUCGAACAGUUCCGAUCCAGACAGAUUAGAGAUAGAAGAUCGGGAUGAGCAAGAUUCAGAGGGGGAAGAAAAUGGUUACGACAUGACCAUUAACAAAAGAAUGAAAGUGGAAACAAGUUACGAAGAAUCGAAACCAAGUACCCCCAAUCAUAGUCCAGUGAAUAGAAUGGACACACCAGAAAGUAAUUGUUCAGAUACUAAUAUUGACCAAGAAACAACAAAACUGUGGCAAGCGUUAGCAAACAGCAAUAGGAGUUUAGAAAUAACCAGAACAAACGGUGACAAACUGAACAAUGGAUUCACUGGCGAGGCGACUAAUCUUCUACGUUCUUUAAUCAAUAACAGACAAAUUGGUAUUACUCCUGUCGAUUCGGACAGAGUAUCGCCGCAAAUUAGGUUUUACAGAGACACUCAAGGGACAACAAUUGAACGUACGGUACCUGACUGUUCUGUACUCGGCAAUCGUACCAAUGUUCCGUGUAUAGAAAAUAAGGGUACUUCCAUGGAUAGUAAUCCAUCCAGUCCAGCCAGUAUCGGUCGAAAGGAGACUAAGGGCCGUCGGAAACAAAGUUACCCUAGUAAAGCCCCGAUGAGUCCAGAUAUCGUUAAUUACAAACAGGAACCUAACGAAGAACAAGCACAAGAUUUUACCGCGUGGUCAAAUAAAAUGAACGUGAAGGUGGAGGAUCAGAAACAACAAUUCGAUCAGCACAGCGGCAACAUGACUAAAAAGGUAGACAUGUCCUGCACAAAUUGCGGCACCAUGACCACGACCAUUUGGAGAAGAAACAUGAAAGGGGAAAUGGUUUGUAACGCCUGUGGGCUUUAUUAUAAGCUCCAUGGGGUGAACCGUCCGGUGACUAUGCGAAGGGACACGAUACAUACGCGUAGACGUAGACCCAAGGGUGAAAAACCGACAAGACAUAGAAAAAAAGGGGAUACAAGUUUGCCACCGCAAUCGGAACAAAUGGAUGCAGAAAGUGCAGAUAUGUUGGCGGCCUUACGGAGACAAAUUCAGCCCCAUUUAAUGAUGGCCGCCGCGUUAACGCCACCACGUAUACCUGGUGCCCAUCCGCCAUCCUGUGCCGCUCAACUUAAUUACUCCCUUCCCUUGCCUAGUUACAUGAUGCAUCACGUGAAAGCAGAGGGUCAAGAACAAUGUCAUUUAUCUGGGGAAGCAGAAGAAAUAGAAGAUGGAGAUGAAGAAAAUGUCUCGGAUGUACCGUUGAACCUCGUUGCAACGUCGUUAUCUGAAGAGACACACUGAAACACACUUUGGCCAGCUUCAAAAUGACUUCGCUAGAAUAUUACGAUGAAGAAGCGUGGGUGAAACUGAGGAUCGAAGACAGUCUCGAAUCGACACGUGGAUGCCUCGUAGCCACGCCUUUUUGAUGACUGAUGUCUAGUGUUUUUUUCUUUCUUGAACCACGAGGCAUCUCGACGAGAAUAUUACGAACGGCGCUCACGAACAAAUGUAUACGAAAGCCUCCAGAAGAAAAUGUGAGAAAAAAAAAAACGAUGCAUAAUUGUAUACGACAGAGAGGAAGGGGUUUUCGGGUGACAAUGAAAAAAAAAAAGGAGGGUCGUUGACACAUCACAACCCUGCUCGGUGUUUGAGUAGGGGUCAAUCGGGGCUGCGCUGAGAUCACCGACGUUUUCUCGUUCAUAUGUAUAUUCGUUUCAUUGACAGCGCGACGUUGAAUGGUGUUCAUUGAUAUGCAUCCUCGUUGACGUAUGUGUCUGGCCGAUGCAUCAUCAGCGAUACAUUUAUUCAUCUAUUGGCGUGCUCCACUGACCUACGCCACGUUUCAUCUCGAGAAAAACAGUGUGUACACGAUAAAUGUACUAGCGAGCGAUCGAUUAUUUCUCUGGGGAAAUUGAAUAUUCACUUGUACAGAAAUUUAACGCUUAUACCUAGUUAAUAAUGUUCGCCGUAAUC